GAAUGGCUUCUCUGAAAGACCUUUCAUAUAUUUUCACUGCAUUGGUAGUACUCUAUUGUAUCUUCUGGAUAUUGCGGGCAUGUUAUCGACUUUUCUUCCACCCUUUGUCUCGCUACCCUGGCUCCCCGUUGGCUGCGAUCUCGAAGCCAUGGUACGAAUGGUACUGGAACUUUUACCACAAGGGCCACCUGAUCUUCGAGAUCCAGCGUCUCCAUGAUCGGCUAGGUCCUGUGGUUCGCAUCGCACCAAACGAGCUCCACAUCAGUGACCCAGAUGUCUAUCUUGAGAUGACCAAAGUGGGCUCGCAAUUCACGAAAGAUCCAUCUUUCUACAGCCUGAUCCUGUUCCCGGGUACGUCCGUGGCAGAAUCAGAUCCCCACAAGCACAGAAUACGACGACAGGUUUUGUCUCCCGCAUUCUCUCCUUCUCGCGUCCAGGAACUGUCCUCGGACGUCAAAGAGAAGGUGGAUGAGCUCCUUCAGCGCUUCAACCAGUUCGCUGAUCCAACGAAACCAAUCAACAUCUCUGCGGCCCUCAAAGCGUUCACUAUGGAUGUCGUUUCCUCUAUUGUCCUCGGGAACCCGUUGGGUUGUAUAAACGAACCAGAUUUCAGAAACAGGUUCAUGGAAGAUCUGGAAGCAACCUGCGAUAUGGGAUGGACUCCGACGACGUUCCCGAAUUUAACCAAGUUUUCGCUGGCUUUGCCAGACUGGCUGUCGGAGCGCUUGCUUCCUAUUCCGAUUAUGGAUUUCAAGAGGAGAUGCACUGUUCUAAUCGAUGAAUACCUCAACUCCCGCCAAUCCACCACUGCCAAAUCUUGCAGCGACGCUCCACCAUCCACGCCGGCGACGAAGAACACAUCCAUAGUCCUCGACAUGCUCACCACUCCCAACCCUUCAAGAUCCCACACUCCUCUUAACCGCGACGAACUCACCGAAGAAGCCAUCAUCUUAUUGUCCGCAGGAAACGACACAACCGCCAACACCCUGAUCUCAGGCAUCUACCAGAUCCUACGAAACCCCGACGUCCAUGAGCGCCUCGUCGACGAACUCUCUUCCGCGUUCAGCCUCGAUGGUACAGACAUCACGUACGAGCGUGCGAGACGUCUCCCGUACCUGACAGCAGUCAUCAAAGAGUCCCUCCGCUACAGCUCCCCCUUCCCAGGCCGCUCUCCCCGCCGCGUCCCCAAAUCCGGCUUCUCACUUUAUGACCACGUCCUCCCACCCGGCACCAUCCUCGUAACCUCAACCCACAUCCUCAACCGCCACCCCGGCACAUGGGGACCGGACGCAAAUUCCUUCCGCCCCUCCCGAUGGCUUUCGCCGGAUCCUUCCUCCUCCCCCGCAUCCUCUUCAUCGUCCUUGCCGUCGAACUCCUCGUCGUCGUAUGCGUUGAACACGCGCCUAGACGCCCAUAUGGCGAGUUUCUACCGCGGGACGAGGCAGUGUUUGGGUAAAGAAUUGGCGCUAUGUGAAGCGUACCUCCUACUCGCGACGCUGUUUCGACGGUUCGAGCUGGCGAUUGAUGUCCCUGCUGAUGGGGUGGAGGACGAGGAGGAUGUGAUGAGGUGGGUUGAUUUGCUGUUUACGUUUUAUACGGGUCCUGGGUUCCAGCUUAGGGCGAGGGGACGUAGUGUGUAGUACGACCGUCGUUGUUUGAUAAAGUCUCGGUGGCGGAGCGGUACGAUGGAGUCAGAAGAAGCGGUUUCAUAAGUAACUUGGAGGCAGCCUUCACGUAUUUCCUGUCUGUCGACUGGAGUCGGAGUUUGGAGUUUGGUGCUGCGAGUUAACGCAUGAUUCUCGUGAUUCCCUUGGGUGGUCUUUUUGGUUGCUUAGUUUAGGAGUUGCUACUUCGGCUAUCAAUUUGAAGAAUGGUGUUAUAGUUCAUU
Aaosphaeria arxii CBS 175.79 is the source of this 1888-nucleotide messenger RNA. RefSeq names its product cytochrome P450. Gene Ontology annotation, molecular function: iron ion binding; oxidoreductase activity, acting on paired donors, with incorporation or reduction of molecular oxygen; heme binding. The record is from RefSeq and is a predicted model, not a curated record. The annotation marks the transcript as partial. The transcript has 8 exons. NCBI's taxonomy places the organism in Eukaryota, Fungi, Ascomycota, Dothideomycetes, Pleosporales.